GUCACGUUGAAAAAUUUCAAUCACCAUUUGAAGGAUCUAAUUGGAAUCCUGGAAGUAUUACCAAAGCAUUCUAUUCUGGUUUAUUCUCUUAUGCUGGUUGGAAUUAUUUAAAUUGUAUGAUUGAAGAAAUGAAAAAUCCUAAACGUGAUUUACCUAUUGCUAUUGUCUUCUCAUGUCUUGUUGUGACUAUUGUCUAUACAUUAGCUAAUGUUGCUUAUAUUACUGUGGUUUCAUUGAAUGAAAUAUUAACAACACCAGCUGUUGCUGUAGUAAGUAAUAAUUAUGAUUUAAUUUGA
Messenger RNA from Schistosoma intercalatum, 296 nucleotides. The record is from the annotation of a GenBank genome assembly. Lineage: Eukaryota; Metazoa; Platyhelminthes; Trematoda; Strigeidida; Schistosomatidae.